UUUUGUUUUUCGCUCUGCACUGGCAGCAGAUAGCAGCGAGUUUGUCAAGAAUAAAGGGGCGCUGAAGGCAUUGAACGGCACUUGCUCGAUCAGCAAGCACAUUAAAUUCCGAUUGGUUUUCCUGGAGGAAGCUCUUGCACUGCUUUUGCGCUAUGGCUCCAGAGAUCCGCAUGGCCGCUCCUGUCUGCUUCAUUGAGAACAGACCUGAUGGGAAACUGGUGGUCCAAGAGGAGGCUGCAAAGUUGCUUGCAGGGAUCCACCAGCCAGUGGUGGUGGUGGCCAUUGUGGGGCUGUACCGCACCGGCAAGUCCUACCUCAUGAACCGGCUUGCUGGCAAGAGAAGAGGCUUUUGUCUAGGUGCCACAGUGCAGGGGCAAACCAAGGGCAUCUGGAUGUGGUGCCUCCCUCAUCCUCACAGGCCUGACCAUACACUGGUGUUGCUGGACACAGAGGGGUUGGGAGAUGUGCAGAAGGGCAAUACACAGAAUGAUGCUUGGGUCUUUGCACUGUCCAUUCUGCUCAGCAGCACCCUGGUGUACAACAGCAUGGGCACCAUUGAUCAGAAUGCCUUGGAGAAGCUGCACUAUGUUACUGAGCUGACAAAAAAGAUAAGAGUCAGAUCUUCAUCCAGAGAUUGCCGAGAAAAUGAGAAUUCUGCCGAAUUUGUCCGUUUCUUCCCAGACUUCAUUUGGGCUGUGCGGGAUUUCACGCUGCAACUGGAGAUAGACGGACGCUCUGUGAGUGAGGAUGGAUACCUGGAGGCUGCUCUGAAAUUACAGCAAGGUGACACAGAGCAAAUCAAGAAGUGUAACCUGCCCCGACUGUGUAUCCGCAAAUUCUUUCGAUCACGGAAAUGUUUCACGUUUGACCGUCCAACUAGCAGGAGAAACUUGCCUCGGCUGGAGGAACUGGAAGAGGAUGAUUUGGAGGCAGAUUUCUUGGAACCAGUGGCCUCUUUCUGUCAACAUAUCUGGGAGACUUCCCAACCCAAGACAAUCCCAGGAGGCCAGAUUGUCACUGGAAGAAUGCUCACAACCUUGGCGAAGAAUUACACCGACGCUAUCAACAGUGGGAUUGUGCCUUGCUUGGAGAAUGCGGUGCUGGCCCUGGCUGAGAUUGAGAAUGCAGCUGCGGUGCGCAAGGCCAUUUCCCAUUACGAAGCGCAGAUGGGGCAACGCUUGGUGCUGCCCACAGGCACGGUUGAAGAGCUGCUGCAGGUGCACGCUGAGUGCGAGAGGGAGGCGACUGCAAUAUUCCUGGCCUGUGGCUUUGGGGACAGCAUUGAACAAUUCCAAGCAGAACUUGUGCAACAACUGCAGAAGAAGAAGGAAGAGUUCUGCAAGAGGAAUGAACAGGUGUCGUAUGAUCGCUGCUGUGCUCUGCUUCUAGAACUUUCCCAGGCGCUGGAGGAUGGAAUCAGCAAGGGCAUCUACUCUGUGCCUGGGGGCUACAAACACUUUCUGGAGAGGCAGAAUGAAAUUCUGGAGAAAUACCGUUGGGUGCCUGAGAAAGGGAUUCAGGCGGACAAGGCUCUUGAAGAAUUCAUGAAAUCCAAGGAGACAGUGGCAAAAUCUAUCCUUCAGAUGGACAACGCACUGACUGACAAAGAGAAGGCAAUUGAAGCUGAGAGUGCUCGGGCCAAGGCAGCUGAACUGCAGCAGAAGAUGCUGGAGUUGGAACAGGCCAAGCUGGUCCAAAUGGUGAAGGAUCAAGAGAGGACCCAUGCUGAGCAGAUGCAGCUGCUGAAGGAGAAGGUGGAGGAAGAGAAGAUGAGGAUGCAAGAGGAGACUGAAAAGAUGGUGCAGCAUAAGCUUAAGGAACAGGAACAACUGCUGAAAGAAGGAUUUCAGGAGACGUCCAGAGAGAUGGCGGAAGAAAUCAAGAGUCUCAGGAAAGAAAAUAAAACCCCUGACUGGGUUGCUAUAUCUUCACAAAUACGAGGAAUAUUUGAAAGUGUGGCACCUCUGAUAUUUCAAUAUAAAAUGAUGUCCAAGCUUUCAAGCCAGCCAAAUGCAGAGAAGAAAUAGUUCCGACAUGGGAAGAAGUGGGGCUGGCUGCAGAGACCUCUCUGAAUGUAUUCUUGGAUGUAUGCAAGCAAAUCCAGAAGAAUGGGAGCUGCAUCUAGAGCUCUGCCACUGAAAUUCAAUUUAUUAUUAAGAUAAGUAAAUUGUGUAUCUUACCUUGCUUGCUUGCUGAAGUGCUGUCAAGUCAGUGUUGACUCUUAGCGUCCACAUAGAUGAAUUCUCUCCAGGAUGAUCUGUCUUCAACUUGGCCUUGAAGGUCUCUCAGUGGUGCAUUCAUUGCUGUCAUAAUAGAGUCCAUCCACCUUGCUGCUGGUCGUCCUCUUCUCUUUCCUUCCACUUUCCCCAGCAUUAUGGACUUCUCAAGGGAGCUGGUUUUUCACAUAAUGUGUCUGAAGUAUGAUAGUUUGAGCCUGAUCAUUUGUGCCUCGGAUGAAAAUUCUGGACUGAUUUGUUCUAGGAUCCAUUUUUUUGUUUUCCUGGCUGUCCAUGGCAUCCUCAAAAGUCUUCUCCAGCACCAAAGUUCAAAAGCGUCAGUGCUUUUUCUGUCUUGCUUCUUUCUUGCCUACCUUGCUUACCCACCUAAGGUAUCUUGCUUACCUUACUAAUAAGAUGAUUACUUAUCUUUGCUUGUGGCUGCUGCCAAUUAUUAUAACACAUCUUGACUACAGUAAAAAGUUCUCAAAUUGGUUCACAUAGAAUACUAAAACUAUGGUUCCCUGUCCCCAAAGUGCUUGCUGAGUAUUUAAAAGGGAGGUAGAGGCAGAAUCAGCCUGCAUUAAGAGUGAUUAAACUGAGUGCAUCCAGUUAAUCUGUGAAAAUCAUUGUUAACAAGGUUGAAAAUAACAUUGUCAGUGUGUCUGUACCUAACCACCGUAAGGUUGCCAACUGACCAGAAAAAGAGCCAGCUGUAUUCCCUCUUCUCAUUAUCAAUCCAGCGGCAAAGGAGGAGGUGGAGCAGGGCAUGCACAUUGGGCAGUGGUGGCUGUGAGGCAAAUGUGCACAUACAGGUGUGUGCUGGAUAUGCUGCCAGUUAGCCAUGAGCUCCUGUCUUGUUCUCUUUACCACAAUUUACACUUCUCUCCUUUCCAGAUACCCAAAUAAUUCUGAGGUGUUUUUUCCCCCUAGUGCCUCUAUAAACUUUUCCUAAUUCAUUUCAGUCAAAUGAGCUGUGUGUGUGUUUUCUUUUCUGGGCAUACAUUUGGUUCACUGGGUAACUAAAUACUCUCAUUCUAGUAUGGAUUUGUUUUAAUAAACUCAUACCAAUAUUG
Molecule: messenger RNA, 3292 nt
Organism: Hemicordylus capensis (graceful crag lizard)
Lineage: Eukaryota; Metazoa; Chordata; Lepidosauria; Squamata; Cordylidae
Product: guanylate-binding protein 1-like
Exons: 11
Coding region: 153-2027 (624 amino acids)
Molecular function (GO): GTPase activity; GTP binding
Source: RefSeq, a predicted model, not a curated record